Molecule: messenger RNA, 1938 nt
Organism: Aspergillus ruber CBS 135680
Lineage: Eukaryota; Fungi; Ascomycota; Eurotiomycetes; Eurotiales; Aspergillaceae
Product: flavin-containing monooxygenase
Exons: 3
Coding region: 1-1938 (645 amino acids)
Molecular function (GO): flavin adenine dinucleotide binding; monooxygenase activity
Source: RefSeq, a predicted model, not a curated record
AUGGGUGUCGAAAUUCACGAGUCUGUCCUUGCCAGCACGGUCAACAUGGCCGACAUCAAGGCCCAGGCCGUUGUUAGCGAGCUGAGCGAGCCAGAAACUACCCUCAAGCCUCCUGUCGCCGACAACUUUAUGUAUGACUUCAAGUACAAUCACACUCUUCCCACUUCCGACGCUCUGGGGAUUGAAGUACCUACCGACUGCAAUGCUCAAAAGGAGGCCGAGUCCAUCCUGGAGCGCCUCUCAAAGACCAUGGGAGCUGGAGACGCCCAGGCAUUCACUGAUAUGUUCCUGGAGUAUGGUGUUUGGCGCGACAAAUUGUCCUUCACUUGGGACUAUCGCACAUUCAAUUUCCAAACAGCAAUCCUGAAAGCUGCCACCGAUCUUUUUCCUAAAACAAAGGCCACUAAUUUCAAAUUCCUUAUGCCCGCCCCCACCGUUGCCCGUCCCUACCCUGACUUUGCCCAACUGCAAUUCGUUGUGUCCUUUGAGACCGAGCUCGUUGCUGCUUCGGCUGUGAUCAACUCGGUCCUCACCAAAGAGGGCUGGAAGAUCUACACUAUGCACACCGUGGCCGAGAAACUUAAGCAGUUCCCCGAAAUUCCUCCUGCCGACGGGCACAUGAACGGUCUUGUCAGCUGGCAGACGCAGAGGGCCAAGGAAAUUGACGCUGCCAAACCCGAAAUCCUGAUUAUUGGUGGUGGCCAGAACGGCCUCGCGCUGGCAGCCCGAUGCAAGGCACUCGGCAUGGAAAGCCUUAUCAUCGAGCGCAGCGAAGAGGUUGGUGAUGUUUGGAAGAAGCGUUACGAGUAUCUAUCACUUCACUUCCCCCACUGGGCCGAUGACCUGCCUUACUUCGCCUACCCCAAACACUGGCCCACAUAUACCCCUGCUUAUAAGCAGGGUAUGUACAUGGAGUGGUACGCCUCAGCUCUGGAGCUGAAGGUCUGGACCAAAUCGGAAGUCGUCAAAGCCGAGCAAGAUGACAAGACCAACUGGACCAUAGUUAUCAACAAGGAGGGCAAGGAAGCCCGAACACUACAUCCCAAGCAGGUCGUCAUGGCCACCUCUCUCUGCGGUGUUCCUAUGACCCCGACCAUUCCCGGCAUGGCUGAUUUCAAGGGCGUCAUUCGUCACUCGAGCGCUCAUGACAGCUCUCGUGAUUUCGUGGGCAAGAAGGUCUGUGUGGUUGGCACUUCAUCCUCCGGCUUCGACACUGCAUUUGACUGCUCGCGCCGCGGCAUCGAUGUUACACUGCUCCAGCGUUCGCCGACCUACGUCAUGUCUCUCACCCACUCCGUUCCUCGCAUGAUCGCCAGCUAUGGACCCGAUGCCGACGGCUACCGGCCUAGCCACGAGGAGCAGGAUCGCUUUUUCUUUGCUACCCCUGUUGGCCCUGGGGAGGAGCUUGCUAGGCGUAACGCCAAGGUCCUUGAGGACCUUGACCGGCCCCUUCUUGAUGCGCUCAAUGCUCGCGGUCUCCGGACAUGGCGCGGCCAGCGUGGUACUGGCGGUGCAACACUGGGUCAGACCCGUAAUGGUGGCUUCUAUUUCGAUGCAGGUGCUUGCGAGCACAUCAUCGACGGCAAGAUCAAAGUGGAAUCAGGGUACAUCGAGAACUUUACGGAGGACAAGGCGAUUCUCAACGGCGGCCGUGAGCGCGAGUUCGACCUGAUUGUCUUCGCCACCGGCUUCUCCAACACUGUUGACUCAGUUCGUGCCACUCUUGGCGACAAAAUUGCCGACCAGUGCGGUCCAAUUUGGGGCAUCGAUGAGGAGGGUGAGUUCAAGACUGUUUACCGGGAGACGGGGGUACCCAACCUUUGGAUCAUGGCCGGCUACCUUCCGUACACCCGCUUCCAUUCUAAAUUGCUUGCUAUGCGGAUGAAGGCUUUGAAUGAGGGUAUUGCUCUUGCUCCUUAUAAAGUGCAGAUAUUUUAG